UCCCCAUAAAUUCCUUUGCCACAAGCCCACGCUCAGCAAAAGACAAGAGCCUCUGUGGCUGGGCAAUGCCAGAAGGGAUGAAGAAGCCCAAGAAGGGGUAAAGGAGGAAGACGCUGACAGUGCGUCCAGAGCGAGAAGAGAUGUGCAGACGCUGAUCAGAAAGUGGACCAGCUCAAAGUGGGACGCUGUGAGGACGGACGCCUGCCAAGUGGCACAAUUAGUCAGGAUGGAUGAGCACGACCGAGUAAGCCAAGCAUCCAGCGUGGCCACCAUCUCCUACUUUCCUGUCAGACGGGAAAGCGAUGGCAAGCUGCAAGCCUUUGGAAAAAGGUGUCAAGCCGUCAAGAGAGACCCCAACUCCCCCGUGGUCAUCAGAGGAUGGCUCAACAAAAAAGACAGCAGCGGAUUGAAAUUAUGGAAGAGAAGGUGGUUCGUCCUCUCCGACUAUUGUUUGUUCUACUACAAAGACAGCAGAGAAGAACCCGUGCUGGGCAGCAUUCCACUGCCCAGCUACAAGAUCUUAUACUGCAUGCCGCGAGAAUGCAAAAACAGGAAGUUCACCUUCAAGGUGGUGCACCAGGGAAUGCGCUCUUAUUACUUCAGCGCUGACACUCAGGAAGACAUGCUGGGUUGGGUCCGAGCUCUCAGUCAAUCUGCUACCAUGGAAACGGAAGGCCCCAUGCACAGGCGCUGUUCAAGCUACCAAGAUUUCACUCAGAUGGGCGGCAGCACGGAGUCAGUGAUGGACCUCCCAAAGUCCCCCUCGAACGAGGAGGCUUGUCCAAAACCGAGACACGUCAGCAGAACUUUCAGUGAGCCCAGUCAUCUGAGCGGGGGAAGGAUCGUGACGUCAAACCCGGAGCCGAGAGGCGGGAGGAGCGCUCGUCAGAGGAACUCGAGCCCUUCAGCGCGAACUCCGAGCCCGUGGGGUCCAAACCGGGAGAUGGAUUCCUUCCCUUUCAUCCCGACAACCAGGAGUCAUCUUGGGUCUCGCUCUCACACACCGGCGGGAAGGGCGGACAUUCGACCUCAGGGUGACUCGGUGUCGGUGCCCGACACGCUCUACUACGCACCCGCCUCACCCAAGACAGAAUUCCGAUCCGCUCCUCCCACCCCGCUCCCCGAGCGGUGGCAGAACAUCAGCAAGCCUGCACCUGUUUAUGGAUCUGUGCAUCACGCUGGGCGAAGACCUUUAGGGAAGAGCUACUCGGCGGGGAUCCACGCAGACUCGCUGCCCCCUUUGCCGCCCUCGUCUCGGGCCGCACAUGCGCAUCACCCCCCUCACCGCAGCCAUUUAUCUCCUCCAAAGUCUGAGUCAACACAAAUGCGACCUCUUGAAAGUGAUGCUGACGCUGUGUUGACAAGGUUGUGUGGGUGUGACAAGCUUCUGCAGUCUUUGUCCGUCGAACUCGCCCAACUCCAAAUGGACAAGGAUAGCGUCCAGUGUGCCUUAGAGGUGUUGCGAUUGCAACUGGAGGACUGGGGCAGCCGGGGACCCGGUUCCCGUGAAGAGGUCCUGACCCAGAAGGUUAUGCUGCUGGAAGAACUGGUCACAAUCCGAGCCAGAAUGUGUGACGUGUCAUUGGAAAUGGAGGUUGUGUGGAAUCAGUAUGAGAGAAUGGAAAGUGAACUUUGCGUUUUUCGCUCGCACCUGCAGCACGUUUGCAACUUUGGGAUGCCGCAGGAGCAGUCUCAGGCCCAGAGAGAGCUCUGGAUGAUGGAGGACAUUCUGGCGGGGUUAAAGGUGAACAGGGAGCAUUUCUGCUUCCUGCUUGGAUUCCGCAAACACCACAUGUUUGAGUCCUCGGGUCCGCAUCCCGGAUCUCCUGGUUCUGCCACCGAGAUGCCUCACGUGCCACCGCAGCAGAAUGUGGAGCAAGAGCCACCAAUGCGCCCGCCUUUACCCCAGGAGCUACUGGAAAGCAAGAACCAGGACCUCGGCUGGCCAGAGUCCUCAUAUGACGGGAUCUACGCCGACGAUCCCAUUCACGAACGAGCCAAGAAUCCAGCUGACCACCUACGUGUAAAAGCACACAAGGAUGCAUCUGCAUCUCAGGCAACAUCAACCAAGAAGAUGAAGAUGAGCGAGGAAGAGCAGAUGGAGAGGAUGAAGAGGAACCAGGAGAGGAUGACUAAUAGGAAGAAACCUCCCGUACCCUCCGCAGCUGCCAAGACCCAAAGUUCAGAAACACAAGAGGAGUCUCCUUCUCAGGCCCCCUUCCCUUUGAGGGUGACACGUGUGGUUACCGCCAUGCUGCCGUCUUCCCUGGUGGCCCGGCGGGUUUCCGUGGAGGAUCCCCCGCCAGAGGUCCAAGCCCCGCUGACCGAGCAGCUAUGCCCGCCAGAGCACGGUAAUAAAUCCGAGCCGACAAAGCCCCAGCAGCAUCUUGUCACCAAAACAAGCCGGCCCGCAUCCGGGAGCUCUGAGAUAGAGGCGGACGUGAGCGGAGAAGCUUCUGCAAAAACAUCAAGUUCUGAUUCUCGUGAGCCGUCGGAAGCUCCCCGAGAUGGUCACAGUGCUGAAAUGAAGGCUGUUGAUGGGCCCUCUGACAUGGACCCUGGCCUCUGUAUGAGUCCUGAGCAACGUGAGGCCAAACUCAGGCGUGUGGAACGUAUACGCCAGCAAAUCAUACAAAGUGCCAUUACACCAGUCAAGCACGAGGGACGUCUCCAUGACUCAUCAGGAAAGCAAAAAGCAACAUCAGAUCAGGAAUCUAACUGCCAGGCAAAGACGUUCCGAAGUUCUUUGAGUUGUGUUCCUCCACGUUCUCCCGCCCUUGGUGCGACGUCCCAAGUUGAGAACAGACAAAAGCAACUUGUUGACAAUGCAAAGAGAGACAUCAAGUUUGGGAGCAGAACGCAGCACAAAAGUUACAAUCGCGCCAAAAUCAAACGGCCGCCGUCGCCGCAUCACGUCACGUCCGUGACGCUCUGUCAGAAAGACGCAGGCGAGGACGGUCGCCAACCGGACGGUACCGAAGAUGUCGACGGAGAACACCCGUCUUCCGACUUGAGAGCCAAGUGGUUCCUCUCCACCAACCACCGUCUUGAAUUUGCACCGCCGUGCGACCCUGAUCUUGACAUCAGCGCUGAGGAGAAAGCCCGCGAGGAGGACCAGCCAGACGAGGCCAGCGACUCCGCUACCAUGUCUUCCGCAGUUAGCCAGAGCUUGGAGAAAAUGAAAGAAAACCACUCGCUCUUUUAUAAGAUCGCUUGCGAUAUCAGCAUCUCCGAUACGGACAUCACCAAGAAUGACGGGAACUCCCCGGAGGAGCUCGUCAUCACCGAACACGAGCUCGGUAGCGCAUCCGAUCAGCGCGGCAAGGACGGCGAAGCCAACCAACCGGUAGUCCAAAAUGGCGGGACCAAAGAGUCUGAAGAACGAAAUUUGGGCCUUAACCAGAAUAACUCGAGGACUCCAUCCAGCUCCAUCCACAAUGGAAAGCGUGUCGGUCGGACCGCCUAUUUCCAAAAAGCAAAAGUAACCGUUUUUAGGACCAGUUUGUAAAUCAAAUCAUCUUAUUUCCUGUCAAAAAUAUCUGUUGGACCAUGAGAAGAUAACAAUUCUAACCUCAAACAAUGGAUGGAUAUCAUUGUUGUAUCUUAAACAUCCUCAUUAAUAAAUAUGCUGGGCACUACAUGGAAAAGCCCCCCCACCCCA
Syngnathus typhle (broad-nosed pipefish) is the source of this 3661-nucleotide messenger RNA. It is a transcript of the gene plekha4, whose product is annotated as pleckstrin homology domain-containing family A member 4. The record is from RefSeq and is a predicted model, not a curated record. Bases 227 to 3508 code for a protein of 1093 amino acids. The transcript is spliced from 25 exons. NCBI's taxonomy places the organism in Eukaryota, Metazoa, Chordata, Actinopteri, Syngnathiformes, Syngnathidae.